AUGGGAAAUGCUGUUAAGGAGGUAUUCACAGCAGCUUGGCAUGGACUGUGCACUCAUCACAUAAUGCAAAAUGCUGUCAAGCACUUAUGCAAAAAGAAAAAAGAUGAAGUUGAAGAUGAAGAAUCACAUAUUUUGACAGAUUUUAGUGCUUGCAUGUAUAGCAUUGAGGACAAGAAAGCCUUUGAAGAAGCAUUUAACAUCAUGAGGAGUAAGGUUGACAAUAAGAGGGUGUCAUGGCUUGAUAGCAUCUACAAGUUCAAGGAAAAAUGGGCUGAAUGUUACAUGAGAGAUGUUUUCACUUUGGGUAUGAGAAGCACACAAUUAGAUGUUUUCACUUUGGGUAUGAGAAGCACACAAUUAAGUGAGAGUUUCAAUAGUGACUUGAAAAAUCAUCUGAAAUCAGAUUUUGACAUCAUUCGGUUCUUAAAGCAUUUUGAAAGAGCGGUGCAAGGAAAAAGAAACAAAGAACUAGAUGAAGAAUUUGAAGUUAGGAAAAAACUACCUAGAAUAAGAAUGAGGACACCUAUGCUAGUGCAAGCAAGCAAACUUUACAGCCCUCAAAUAUUUGAAGCAUUCCAAGCUGAAUACGAGAGAUCCAUGGCAGCAUGCACUAGAGCAUUGGAUGAAAAUAACAAGUAUGCUGUUUCUAUUAUGAGGUCUAAUGGUGAUUUAAGUUCUGAACAAGAGCGCAUAGUUGUUGGUGAUCCUCAGAAGCAAACAGCUUCAUGCAACUGUGAGCAGUUUACAAGAACCGGUGUUUUGUGUGGCCAUGCUUUGAAAGUUCUUGACUUGAUGAAUAUCAAGUUAUUGCCCAACCAUUACAUUCUGAAGCGUUGGACAAGGAAAGCCAGGUAUGGAACUAUACAAGACAACAAAGGAAGGAGCAUAAUUGAAAAUCCAAAACUAGAUGCUAUGCUCCGCUACAGGUCUAUGUCUCAUAAAUUUCUAAACUUGGCAUAUCAGGCUGCAAGCUCAAUAGAGUGUUGCCUUUUGGUAGAUAAUGCACUUGAUUGUCUUAGUAAUCAACUGAAGGACAAACUCAGUGUAUCUACAAGUAUUUUGUCUGAUUCAUACAAUGUCCAGCCUAAUAUUCCACAAGAUGAAGACAUGCUCAGUGCUGCACGCUUAAAGAAAAAAGACAUUCAACCAAAAAAUCCGAAGAGACAUAGAAGUUGGCUUGACAAGACUCGAAAGUUCACAAAGAAAGUACCUAAUGAGUCUAAUCAUGAAGAAAAUGCUGGUGGUGUUCAAACUCAAGAAUCCAUGGAUAAUGCUCAAAACAGCCAUAAUACCUUGCUCUUCGGCAGCCUCACAGAUUUGCUAAUGGAUUCUAGCACAAUUGACUAUAUGUCUAUUCCAGAUCUUCUUUAG
Messenger RNA from Panicum virgatum (switchgrass), 1371 nucleotides. Its product is annotated as protein FAR1-RELATED SEQUENCE 5-like. Lineage: Eukaryota; Viridiplantae; Streptophyta; Magnoliopsida; Poales; Poaceae. Gene Ontology annotation, molecular function: zinc ion binding. The transcript has 3 exons. The record is from RefSeq and is a predicted model, not a curated record. Bases 1 to 1371 code for a protein of 456 amino acids. Gene Ontology annotation, biological process: regulation of DNA-templated transcription.